Oncorhynchus gorbuscha (pink salmon) is the source of this 1661-nucleotide messenger RNA. Its product is annotated as DNA topoisomerase 1-like. The transcript has 4 exons. Gene Ontology annotation, molecular function: DNA binding; DNA topoisomerase type I (single strand cut, ATP-independent) activity. Gene Ontology annotation, biological process: chromosome segregation; DNA topological change; DNA replication. NCBI's taxonomy places the organism in Eukaryota, Metazoa, Chordata, Actinopteri, Salmoniformes, Salmonidae. The record is from RefSeq and is a predicted model, not a curated record. The coding region runs from base 326 to 895 and encodes 189 amino acids. Gene Ontology annotation, cellular component: nucleolus; chromosome.
CAGGUUUCAUUUGGCUAUGAAAGCAGAUGGAGACUUUGUGCCAGAGAGGAGGGGGGACAAGAGGAAAAAGACAGGAGGAGGAUGAGCCCAUGGAGGGUCCCUCAUAUUCCCCUACAACCCCAAUGUUGAAGAAGAAAUUGACAGAGGAGGAUGAGGGUGGCCGGGGGACAGAGACGAUGGGGAUAAAGAAAGAGAAUGUAGACAUCCUCCCUGAGCAGGCAGAUGUUCUAGUCCUCAGCUGGUUGAGUAGUUGCAUCAUUUUUCCCACAUUACUCACAUCAACAAGCAUUUGAGCUAAGUAUUGUAUUUCAUUGUAUCCACAAAGAUGUUAGGGCUUGGAGCAUAUGACUCAGAUUGGUACAGCUGGAAUUACAAACAAGCUUCCUUUUGUAUGAAAUGCUGUGAACAUUUUGGGAAAGUUUACAAUGGGCUUACUGAUUGUCUAAAUCGUCUACUGUGUAAGUUGUCUUGUUUCUGUGGUGAGGUCUUAGUCACCCAGAAGCCAAAGAAAGAGGAGGGGGAGCAUCCAGUCACUACAAAGAAGAAUAAGUCAAAGGAAGAGAUUGAGGCGGCAAAAGCAUUGAAGAUCAAAAAAAGAGAAGAAGAGGAGCAGCAGUGCUGGAGAUUGGGGUGUGAAGAGGAGAAGUACAUUAUGAGGACGGAGUUUCUGGAGCACAAGGAUGCCUUUUUCACCCCAGAUUGCCAGCCUCUCCCAGAUGACAUCCCCUUCUACCACAAUGGUAAAGCUGUGAAGCUGAGCCUUUCUGCAAUGGAAGUGACCCUGUUCUUUGCUCAAAUGCUUGACCAUGAAUAUGCCACCAAAGACGUGUUCCGAAACAACAAGGACUGGAGGAAGAUGAGAAGGGAAGGAGGGAGAGAUAGCCUGAGAGACUAGCCCUUGAAAAUGUUGUUUUCAAUUGCAAAACUUAUUGGUGCAGAUUUUAAGCCAAAAAUAAAAACUAUUUUGGAUUUGAAGUCUUACGGGGAACCAAACAAGUAGGAGUACCGGUGGAGAGAGUGAAGGUGGUCAUCAGCAUACUACUCUUAAACUAGAAAGAGAUGUUAAAUGUAACAAGAUGUAGUGUGACAGACAGGGGUGUGGAGAAGGGUGUAUGGAGGGGUGUCCUCUGUACACACUCCACCAGGCCCAAAGGCGUAUCAUGCAGAAUUAAUUUCGUGCUGCUUAAUGCUCAAUGCUCUUGAAAAUUUGAUUUGUGUAAAGGCAUUGAUAUGCUAAUCCAGACAAGUCGCUCCCUGCAUAUGAACAAAUCCAAUUAAACUGUUUUAUUAUAACAGGAAAACUCUGCUCGCCUGACUGCCUUCAGUCUCCACCCCCCGCCCCCACCGCCUGUCAAUCAUGCUUAGAGGUAGAGUCAGUGACUUCAAGUGUCCAUACUGUCGCUAGAGUGUCUGCUAUGGUCCCAUCACGCACACUGUCUGCACUGAAUCUGUAUUAGGGAAACAAUCACCAGUCUACUAGUGCCAUUGGCAAUGCGAAUUUGGAGUGCUAAUACAAUGUAGUGUUGUUCAAGCUAUUAGAGUCCUGAAAUGUCAGGUGUGUGUGUUCCUGUUUCUGUAUGUUUUUUUUUAUUCUUUAGACUGAUUUGCAGUGGCGUGUAGUUAUGGAUGCCAAGGGAAGCCAGGUUUCCCAAAACGUUUUA